Pleurotus ostreatus (oyster mushroom) is the source of this 936-nucleotide messenger RNA. RefSeq lists its product as uncharacterized. Gene Ontology annotation, biological process: lipid metabolic process. Gene Ontology annotation, molecular function: phosphoric diester hydrolase activity. The transcript is spliced from 10 exons. Bases 1 to 936 code for a protein of 311 amino acids. The record is from RefSeq and is a predicted model, not a curated record. Lineage: Eukaryota; Fungi; Basidiomycota; Agaricomycetes; Agaricales; Pleurotaceae.
AUGGAUUCCCCUACUCGCGUACUACCCGACUGCUGGGGCCAUCGAGGGGCCUCUUCCCGUUUCCCGGAAAAUACGCUCGCAAGCUUCGAGGCCGCCAUGCGUGAUGGUGCAGAGGGCAUCGAGAGCGACGUCCAUGUUUCCAAGGACGACGUUGUCAUCAUGUUCCACGAUCCAGAUUUGUCCCGAACGACUGACUCCAAGGGGUUCAUCAAGGACCGUGAAUGGUACGGGCAGGAUGGCAUGGAGCAUGUUCGGACCGUCAAGGAACCCAAGCAGUCUAUUCCGACGUUUGCAGAGACCGUGGCCCUGUUGAUGCAGCCCGAGAAUCAGCACGUCAAAUUUAAUGUCGAUGUCAAGCCUCAGAACGACCCCGAUAGACUUUUCUCCUUAAUGCACACUAUUAUUUCGGCACACGACGGUUGGGAAACGAAGCUAGCACCACGUAUCCUCCUUGGCCUCUGGCAUCCCCGAUUUUUGCCUGCAGCGAAGAGCCACUUACCUUAUUGCCGUCGUUCUUAUAUUGGAUGUGACACAACCUUGGCUAGGAAGUACUUCUGGGCCGAUUGCGACGCGUUCUCGAUGCACUUUGACUCCCUCACCAGUGGUGACGGCGAAAAAUUCAGGAAGGAAUGCAAAGCUGCCGGGAAGCAAUUGAUGGUAUGGACUGUCAACGAACCCCAUUACAUGAUGGAGGCUGUGAGAUGGGAGGUGGAUGCCAUCCUUACGGACACGACCAAGACAUGGCUAGAUAUGCGACAAGCUCUCAACGUUGAUUAUGACAAGAUUGGCGCGCAGUAUAGCCGGUUCUUUUUGUGGACGACGUGGAAAUUCUACGCGCCCAUCUUAUACCUGAGAAAUCAUCUCAUCCAGCUUCGCUUGGAGCGCAUUGCUGGGCCUUUUGACGUUGUUACCCAGGGCCCCAUUACCGUCAACUGA